CCCGCCGGCCCCCCGGCGGCGGCGGCGGCGGCGGCGGCGGCGGCGGCGGCGGCGGCAGGGGCCGCUGAGCCAGGCGGCGAGGGCUCGGGCGGGAGGAUGGACGGCUCCGGGGAGCGCAGCCUCCCGGAACCCUGCAGCCGGGGCUCCGCGGCCGGCGACGACAUCGAGAUCGUCGUGAACGUGGGGGGCGUGCGACAGGUGCUGUACGGAGACCUGCUGAGCCAGUACCCCGAGACCCGGCUGGCGGAGCUCAUCAACUGCUUGGCCGGGGGCUACGACACCAUCUUCUCCCUGUGCGACGACUACGACCCCGGCAAGCGCGAGUUCUACUUUGACAGGGACCCGGACGCGUUCAAGUGUGUCAUCGAGGUGUACUAUUUCGGGGAGGUCCACAUGAAGAAGGGCAUCUGCCCCAUCUGCUUCAAGAGCGAGAUGGACUUCUGGAAGGUGGACCUCAAGUUCCUGGACGACUGCUGCAAGAGCCACCUCAGCGAGAAGCGUGAGGAGCUGGAGGAGAUCGCGCGCCGCGUGCAGCUCAUCCUGGACGACCUGGGCGUGGACGCGGCCGAGGGCCGCUGGCGCCGCUGCCAGAAGUGCGUCUGGAAGUUCCUGGAGAAGCCCGAGUCGUCGUGCCCGGCGCGCGUGGUGGCUGUGCUGUCCUUCCUGCUCAUCCUCAUCUCGUCCGUGGUCAUGUGCAUGGGCACCAUCCCCGAGCUGCAGGUGCUGGACGCCGAGGGCAACCGCGUGGAGCACCCGACGCUGGAGAACGUGGAGACGGCGUGCAUCGGCUGGUUCACGCUGGAGUACCUGCUGCGCCUCUUUGCGUCGCCCAACAAGCUGCACUUCGCCCUGUCCUUCAUGAACAUCGUGGACGUGCUGGCCAUCCUGCCCUUCUACGUGAGCCUCACGCUCACGCACCUGGGCGCGCGCAUGAUGGAGCUGACCAACGUGCAGCAGGCGGUGCAGGCCCUGCGGAUCAUGCGCAUCGCCCGCAUCUUCAAGCUGGCGCGCCACUCCUCGGGCCUGCAGACGCUCACCUACGCCCUCAAGCGCAGCUUCAAGGAGCUGGGGCUGCUGCUCAUGUACCUGGCGGUGGGCAUCUUCGUCUUCUCCGCCCUGGGCUACACCAUGGAGCAGAGCCACCCCGAAACCCUGUUCAAGAGCAUCCCCCAGUCCUUCUGGUGGGCCAUCAUCACCAUGACCACCGUGGGCUACGGAGACAUCUACCCCAAGACCACGCUGGGCAAGCUCAACGCCGCCAUCAGCUUCCUGUGCGGAGUCAUCGCCAUCGCCCUGCCCAUCCACCCCAUCAUCAACAACUUCGUCAGGUACUACAACAAGCAGCGUGUCCUGGAGACGGCGGCCAAGCACGAGCUGGAGUUAAUGGAGCUCAACUCCAGUAGUGCCGGCGGCGAGGGCAAGGUGGGAGGCUCCCGGGGCGACCUGGACAUCCUCCCUCCAGAACCCGCCGCAAAGGACGCGGCCAGCUGGAGCAGCCGGCUGAAGCUCUCGCACAGCGACACCUUUAUCCCCCUCCUGACCGAGGAGAAACACCAUAGGACCCGGCUCCAGAGUUGCAAGUGAAGUCAGGGUGCCCUGGGCAGAGGACGGAUAGACGGGUGUGGCAGGCGUGUCAUCGAGGGCAUGGAAGGGCUGUCCUGUGUUCCCCCACCCCAGCCCUUCCUAGACAGACUCUGAAGGCCCUCUCAGGCACCUCUCACAAGGCUGGGUAAGACUCUUUUGUGUUGCCUGCUGUCCAGGAGCCCGGGAAUGGGGGCAUCGGGAGCUGCAGGGCCGUGUGGGGCGAGUGGAGGAUGAGACUGGCUGGCGCGGGAGCCCUCGCCCGCUUCUGUAUCUCCCUCAAUAAAGCCUCCUGCUCUCUGCA
Molecule: messenger RNA, 1885 nt
Organism: Carlito syrichta (Philippine tarsier)
Lineage: Eukaryota; Metazoa; Chordata; Mammalia; Primates; Tarsiidae
Gene: KCNF1
Product: potassium voltage-gated channel modifier subfamily F member 1
Exons: 1
Coding region: 97-1584 (495 amino acids)
Biological process (GO): potassium ion transmembrane transport; protein homooligomerization
Cellular component (GO): membrane; voltage-gated potassium channel complex
Molecular function (GO): voltage-gated potassium channel activity
Source: RefSeq, a predicted model, not a curated record